Messenger RNA from Ochotona curzoniae (black-lipped pika), 1136 nucleotides. RefSeq names its product ADP ribosylation factor like GTPase 16 (gene ARL16). Gene Ontology annotation, molecular function: GTPase activity; GTP binding. The record is from RefSeq and is a predicted model, not a curated record. NCBI's taxonomy places the organism in Eukaryota, Metazoa, Chordata, Mammalia, Lagomorpha, Ochotonidae. Bases 46 to 537 code for a protein of 163 amino acids. The transcript is spliced from 5 exons.
CGGGGCGCCGAGCUACGGGUUCCGGGUGGGCUCCGGGGGUCCGGGAUGUGUCUGCUGCUGGGGGCUCCGGGCGUCGGGAAGACGCUGCUGGUGAAGCGGCUGCAGCAGCUGAGCUCGCGGGACGGCACGGGUGACGUGGGUGAGCCGCCGCCGACGCAGCCCACGGUGGGCACGGACCUCACGGACAUCAUGGUCCAGAGACGCAUCACCAUCCGCGAGCUGGGGGGCUGCAUGGGCCCCAUCUGGCCCAGCUACUACGGAGACUGCCGUGCCCUGCUGGUCUCUGCGUCCUGUGUGCAGCUCCUGGGGCUUCUUUCUGCACACCAGCUGGCAGGAGCCUCGGUCUUGAUCCUCUUCAACAAAAUAGACCUGCCGUGUCACAUGGGCCUGGAGGAGAUCAAGUCGCUCAUCCGGCUUCCGGACAUCGUGGCCUGUGCCAAGCAGGACGUGGCCACGGCAGCGGUCAGUGCCCGGGAAGGCACGGGCCUGAUGCAGGUGCUGCGCUGGCUGCAGGACACCCACAGAGCUGGCAGCUGAGCCUCAUGGGAACAGAGGGGCGUGGCGUGGCCCUAGGUGGUGGGUAAGCCUAGGCACCUGGGGCAGUCCUGUCCUGCCAUGGAGCCCAUAGGGCUGCCCACCCAGCACCUGUGACACCUGGGCUGUGGGCCCCUGCCUGCAUCCCCCCACGAGCACAGGACCCCCUGGCCUGCCUUAGGAAGCUGAGUAUAAACAAAGCUUCCAGAAAAAGCCAGCUUCGGCUCAUUUGUUCCUUAAGGGUCUGCAUCCCCGAGGUGUCCACAGGAUGAGCAGGUCCCCAUGGUGGGCAAAGGACAAGAGUCCCCUGUAGCCUGUGGUGUCCGCCUCCCCCGCGCCUGUGGCCUGCAGAGCCUCCUCCCUCGUGUCCUGUCAUGUCAUGGUGGAGCCAGAGUGAGCGGAUUAUACCCAGACACCCCUGUUGUCACAGACACUUGCGCUGUCGGAGCCCUCGUGGAUGGUGGCACACCUGUGGGUCUCGGGUGCCCGUGUGCCGGCCUGGUGGUGCGUGUCCACAGCCUGCAGUCCCCGCCCCAGGGUCAGCUCGGGCUCUGGCAGCACCGCCCUGGCAGGGGCAGGGAUGUCACGCUUCUGCCGGCCCC